Saccostrea cuccullata (small rock oyster) is the source of this 1133-nucleotide messenger RNA. RefSeq lists its product as uncharacterized. NCBI's taxonomy places the organism in Eukaryota, Metazoa, Mollusca, Bivalvia, Ostreida, Ostreidae. The transcript is spliced from 7 exons. The record is from RefSeq and is a predicted model, not a curated record. Bases 207 to 842 code for a protein of 211 amino acids.
ACAGAGGAUCAUUGAUAGAUCAUCGCUGUAAAAGUAUUGCCAGGCAGAUGACGUUCCAACGUCAGUAUAAAUUGCGAUCAUUUCCCAACUUAAUCAAAUCUUACUGUUGUCUUUCUGGGGGAAAACUGUACGGGGACAUCUAAGUUACUUUAGGGAGAUUUGGUUUGGCUUCGUGAAGCGUCGGUCAGUUGGGUUGCUCGCUAGAAAUGUAUCAUUGGAAUUACUUCUGGACAUUUUUGAUAUGUAUUAUUUUCAAAUUAACCACAUCUUUAGGGAAUACACAACGUGCAGACGAAGCCACAGAUUUAAUAGCAGCAUUCGACAGAGCAACCCGAGAUAUUCGUUCAGCAAAAGAUACAGUUAAUGAAGUGCAACAGGAAUACAGUAGAUUACAAAGUGAAGGGUGCAGAUAUGGGGCUCCAAAUAAUCAUGGUUGUUUGCUGGCGAUUAUUGACAGUCGAAAUCCAGGGAGACGAAGCAGUGAAGAACUUGAUAAUCAAGAACUAGAAUCCAAUAAAAAAGACAUCAAACCAUUUGAAAUCAGACAUCCUCAACCACAAUCAGAAGAGGAAAGAUUAGAGUACAUCGCUAAAUUAGCAAAGAGACGAAAGGAUAUGGACAGGAUAUUAGAAUUAUUGGAUGAGAAAGAGACCAGCAUUAAACAAUUAAAAAAACGGACGUGCGAUGUGGAGUUAUCGGGAGCGUGUAGGACAGAGUGGGCCUCCGCCAUUGCUGACCAGUAUUAUUACUUAAUGGGACCUCACGGCCCCGGGAAACGAAGGAAGAGAUCACUCCUUAGUGUACUGAAGGGGAAACUAUCCCAUAUACCUAACAAACAUUGAGAUAAUUAACAUAUUUAGUUAUACAACAAAGUGAUGCUUGUGCAUGAAACAACUGUGAUCUCCUUAGAAACAAAAACCCGGCUUUAAUUAAUCCAGAAAAUCUACAUUGAUAUUUUCUUGUAUAUAAUAUCUUUUCCAUAUUUAUUUUCAUCGUUCUAUCCAAUUGUAUGCACUUUUGUGCAUUAUUUUAUUUUAUUUAUUUUUUUUACUCUUGUGAUCAAUCUCAUGAUUAAAGCUUUUGUUUCAACAUGAAUGAACUAUUUGUUAUGAAUAAAGUGAUAUAUUUCGCAA